Molecule: messenger RNA, 1967 nt
Organism: Hibiscus syriacus
Lineage: Eukaryota; Viridiplantae; Streptophyta; Magnoliopsida; Malvales; Malvaceae
Product: cold-responsive protein kinase 1-like
Exons: 8
Coding region: 11-1933 (640 amino acids)
Biological process (GO): protein phosphorylation
Molecular function (GO): protein kinase activity; ATP binding
Source: RefSeq, a predicted model, not a curated record
CAAAAGCAAAAUGCAAGCGAAACCAGAGUGCAUAACUUGUGUGCUGACGAUCGUACUUUUGUGGUGGGGAUCAGCUGCAGACGCAGAGCUGAAUCUGCUGAACUCAGGAUGCAGCCAAUACAACGUCACCAACUUCAGAGACUUCACCGGGGACCUCAACUCCACCUUUCUCCGGCUCAGGGAGCAGCUCAACGACGACAGCCGACAUUUCGCUACGGCGGAAGAAGCGAGCGGGGUGUAUGCCAUGGUGCAGUGCAGGAACUACCUCUCCCGAGUCGACUGCUUGGCUUGCUUCGAUGCCGCCGUGGCCGAAAUCCGUCGCUGCUCUGCUGCCAACGGUGCUCGUGUCAUCUACGAUGGCUGUUUCCUUCGGUAUGAGAGCAACAACUUCUAUGACCAAUACACUCAGGAAGGGCACACCAUGAUCUGCGGGAAUAAGUCGGCAUCGGAGCCUAGUGCAUUCGCAGCAACCGUGCAGGACUUGCUGGCAGAUCUUCAAGUGGCCACACCAAAGAUUAGUGGUUACUUUGCAGCAACUGAGAAGGAAGUGGUCGGCGGUGGAAACGCAACCGUGUACGGCGUGGCACAGUGUAUCGAAACCAUUGCUGAAAGUGGGUGCCGAGACUGCAUGCAAGUGGCGAAUACCGACAUUCAGCGAUGCCCUCCUAAUACCGAUGGUAGAGCUAUGGAUGUAGGGUGUUUCCUGAGGUACUCCGACUCUCCUUUCUUUGCCGACAACCAGACCAUCGACAUCACACCCUUCUUGACAACUCCAAGUAGUUCAAGCACAAGGAAUGGCAUUAUAGGAGGGUUGGUGGGAGGUGUUGCACUUCUUUUGCUUCUAAUAACAUUGCUUGUCUGGUUUAAACGAUCGGCAGCCUCAAACGACCUACCAAUCAGAGGUGACAUCUUAGGAGCAACGGAGUUACGAGGCCCCAUAAAUUACAAAUACAAAGAUUUGAGUGCUGCUACUAAAAAGUUUAGCCUCCAAAAUAAAUUAGGAGAAGGUGGUUUUGGUGAAGUAUUCAAGGGUGUGUUAAAGAACGGGAAAACAGUUGCCAUUAAGAAGCUGGCCAUAAUGCAAUCACAGAGAGCAAAGUUAGACUACGAAAGUGAGGUGAAGCUAAUAAGUAACGUUCAUCAUAGGAACCUUAUCCGUCUUCUUGGAUGUUGUAACAAAGGACCCGAACUUCUCCUCGUCUACGAAUACAUGAAAAACAGCAGCCUCGACAAAUUCUUAUUCGGUGAAGGACGAGGUUCUCUGAACUGGAAACAAAGAUGUGACAUAAUUCUGGGCACCGCGAGAGGCCUCUCGUAUCUGCACGAGGAGUUUCAUGUAUGCAUCAUUCAUCGAGAUAUAAAGUCGAGUAACAUCCUUUUGGACGAUGAUUUCCAGCCUAAAAUAGCUGAUUUCGGGCUAGCGAGGCUUCUGCCUCAGGACAAGAGCCAUCUGAGCACCAAAUUUGCUGGGACCUUGGGAUACACAGCGCCGGAGUAUGCAAUCCAUGGACAACUAUCAGAGAAGACUGAUGUGUAUAGCUAUGGGAUUGUGGUGCUUGAAAUUGUAAGUGGACAAAGAAGCCAUGAGACCACGGGCGAUCCUGAUUCCUUCCUCCUCAAAAAGGCAUGGACAUUGUACGAGAAUAACAUGCACCACCAGUUAGUGGAGGAAAGCUUGGAUGGGAAAGAAUACGAGGUAGAGGAAGCGAAAAGAAUGGUGGAAAUAGGAUUGAUGUGCACACAAUCAGCGGCGGCGUUGAGGCCAAGCAUGUCCGAGGUAGUUGUGUUACUGAAGAGCAAAGGGUCAUUGGAAAGCAGACCACUCACAAGGCCUACCAUCAUUGAUUCAACUGUGGGAGUAGAAGCAUCCACUUCCACCGCCUCCUCCGCCUCCGUUGCCACCCUCUCCAUCACUCAAAUCUCAUCUCGCUAACUUCCUACACAUUUUGUAAAUUUGAAUAAUUACA